Molecule: messenger RNA, 4325 nt
Organism: Rhinolophus ferrumequinum (greater horseshoe bat)
Lineage: Eukaryota; Metazoa; Chordata; Mammalia; Chiroptera; Rhinolophidae
Gene: KANK2
Product: KN motif and ankyrin repeat domains 2
Exons: 12
Coding region: 327-2882 (851 amino acids)
Biological process (GO): negative regulation of intracellular estrogen receptor signaling pathway; negative regulation of vitamin D receptor signaling pathway; negative regulation of G1/S transition of mitotic cell cycle
Cellular component (GO): cytoplasm
Molecular function (GO): protein binding
Source: RefSeq, a predicted model, not a curated record
GUGUUGCAAGACAGAGAAGUGAGGACAGAGACGAGGAGAGACAGGGAGAGAGAAGUGGAGAGAGACGCAGAGAGAGACGUGGAGAAACACAGAUGUGGAGAGACGCAGAGACCAGGAUGAGAGAGAGAUAAAGCAAGACGCUAAGCAAGAGACACACAGGGUGUGAGACAAGGACAAGCUCCGCAGCCCCUGAAGCCCCAGCCCUGCCUUCAUGCCCGGCAGGUGCCCCACCUGGCGCAUCCUCCCAGGUAAGCCUCAGCCUGUGCUGCAGGUGGUCUGACUCAGGGUCUCCCAGUGACUCUUGAGGAGCAUCUGCAGACCAGAGGAUGGCCCAAGUCCUGCACGUGCCAGCCCCCUUCCCAGGGACUCCAGGCCCAGCCUCCCCGCCCGCAUUCCCUGCCAAGGAGACCGACCCUCCCUACUCCGUGGAGACACCCUAUGGCUACCGCCUGGACCUGGACUUUCUCAAGUAUGUGGAUGACAUUGAGAAGGGCCACACGCUUCGCCGCGUGGCCGUGCAGCGCAGGCCCCGCCUCGGCUCGCUGCCCCGAGGGCCUGGCUCCUGGUGGACGAGCACCGAGUCACUGUGUUCCAACGCCAGUGGGGACAGCCGCCAUUCGGCCUAUUCCUACUGCGGCCGAGGCUUCUACCCUCAGUAUGGUGCCCUGGAGGCCCGUGGCGGCUUCAACCCCCGUGUGGAGCGCACGCUGCUGGAUGCCCGGCGCCGCCUGGAGGACCAGGCGGCUGCACCCACUGGCUUGGGCUCCCUGACACCCAGCGCCGCCGGCUCAACCAGCUCGUUGGUAGGCGUGGGGCUGCCACCCCCGACGCCACGGGGCUCGGGACUGUCCACCCCCGUGGCACCCAGUGCUGGGCACCUGGCUCAUGUGCGAGAGCAGAUGGCAGGUGCUCUGCGGAAGCUGCGGCAGCUGGAAGAACAGGUGAAGCUGAUCCCCGUGCUCCAGGUGAAGCUUUCAGUGCUGCAGGAGGAAAAGCGGCAGCUCACGGUGCAGCUCAAGAGCCAGAAAUUCCUGGGCCACCCCACAGGGGCCCGAGGCCGCAGCGAGCUCUGCCUCGACCUUCCUGAGCCCCCCGAGGACCCAGUGGCACUCGAGACUCGGAGCGUGGGCACCUGGGUCCGAGAGCGAGACUUGGGCAUGCCUGAUGGGGAGGCAGCCCUUGCUGCCAAGGUCGCUGUGCUGGAGACCCAGCUCAAGAAAGCGCUCCAGGAGCUGCAGGCAGCUCAGGCCCGGCAGGCUGACCCCCAACCCCAGGCUUGGCCAUCGCCGGACAGCCCAGUCCGCGUGGACACUGUCCGGGUCGUAGAGGGGCCGCGGGAGGUGGAGGUGGCAGCCAGCACAGCUGCUGGGGCCCCUGCACAGCGGGCCCAGAGUCUGGAGCCCUAUGGAGUAGGGCUGCGGGCCCUGGUGACAUCUGGAGGGGCCGAGAACCCCCCUGUGUUCCGCAGCCAUGAGGUGGUGGAGACAGCGUUCCCCGCGCCCACUGCAUCCACUGGCAACAUCCACCUGGUGAAGAAGAUCAGCAUCACAGAGCGAAGCUGCGAUGGGGUAGCAGGUCUCCCACAGGUUCCUGCAGACUCAUCCUUAGCACCGCCAGGGUCUGCAGCAGCCUCCUUGGCACAGCCCAAGAAGGACAUAGGCCAGGUGCCCACCCUUGAUGCCAUCAACAGGGAGCCCACCAGGCAAGCAGCCUCACGUGACUCAGAGGAGGCCAAAGGCGCAGGCGGGCCCCAGGUGAGCCUGCGUUCCAUCAUGAAGCGGAAAGAGGAGCCUGCAGACGCUGAGGCCCACCGAAGGAGCCUCCAGUUCGUGGGGGUCAAUGGCGGGUAUGAGUCCUCCUCCGAGGACUCCAGCACGGCAGAGAACUUCUCGGACAAUGAGAGCACAGAGAACGAGGCCCCAGAACCCAAGGAAAGGGUGCUGAGUGUGGCCGAAGCCCCCCAGCUCAGGCCCACAGGGACGGCAGUGGCCAGUACCAGCCGGGAGGAGUGCCAGCUAUCUCGGGAGUCUCAGCACGUGCCCACAGCUGAGGGGGCAUCAGAAUCAAAUGCAGAGGAGGAGAUCCGGAUGGAGCUAAGCCCCGACCUCAUCUCAGCCUGCCUGGCCCUGGAAAAGUACCUGGACAACCCCAACGCCCUCACUGAGCGCGAGCUGAAAGUGGCCUACACCACGGUGCUGCAGGAGUGGCUGCGCCUGGCCUGCCGCAGUGACGCCCACCCUGAGCUUGUACGGCGCCACCUGGUCACGUUCCGGGCCAUGUCAGCGCGGCUGCUGGACUACGUGGUCAACAUCGCCGACAGCAAUGGCAACACCGCGCUGCACUACUCCGUGUCCCACGCCAACUUCCCGGUGGUGCGGCAGCUGCUGGGCAGCGGUGUCUGCCAAGUGGACAAGCAGAACCGCGCCGGCUAUAGCCCCAUCAUGCUUACCGCGCUGGCCACCCUAAAGACCCAGGAUGACAUCGAGACUGUCCUGCAGCUCUUUCGGCUUGGAGAUGUCAACGCCAAAGCCAGCCAGGCAGGGCAGACAGCCCUGAUGCUGGCAGUCAGCCACGGGCGGGUGGACGUGGUCAGAGCUCUGCUGGCCUGCGAGGCAGACGUCAACGUGCAAGACGAUGACGGCUCCACGGCUCUCAUGUGCGCCUGCGAGCACGGCCACAAGGAGAUCACGGGGCUGCUGCUGGCCGUGCCCAGCUGUGACAUCGCGCUCACUGACCGCGACGGGAGCACAGCUUUGAUGGUGGCCUUAGAUGCGGGGCAGAGUGAAAUUGCGUCCAUGCUGUAUUCCCGCAUGAACAUCAAGUGUUCGUUUGCCCCGAUGUCAGAUGACGAAAGUCCGGCAUCAUCCUCCGCAGAAGAGUAGCCGUGAGAGGGGACCAGCUGGCCCCAGGUUAAACCGCCCCUCCUCCCUUCUCCCUCACCCCUUGUCUCCUCCCUGGCCAGCACCUUCUCAUACCCACCAAGGUCCAAGUCUCAAAGGCAAGUGGGUUUUUCUUCUGCUUCCCAGGAGGAGUUCCCAACAGUGACAAGACUGCAGCUUAAAGCAGGUUUGGCCUGGUACCCCAGUUCAAAGCAGCUGCAGUACAGACCGAAGCUACACUCUCAUAUAAAUUGGUGCCAGUGGCUGACGCUGGGGUGUGGGUUUGUGAAGAUCACUGAGAACAAUCAGCUGGCAAUGAUGGAUGGAGGAGGGUGAAAGCAAAAAUUACUGUAUUUUUUAAUUGUCGGGGGAGGGGGGGACAUCAUAUUAACCUGUUGCCAAAUUUGAAAGUCACUGGAAUUGCAUAUUUUCAUUUUAAUCCUGAAUGUUAUUGUGCACGGGUGGCGUCUGGAGUGGCUUAACACUCCCCUUGCCUUUCUCUCCACCCCCACCCCACAUUUAAUUGUCUGGUAUAUAAUAGCAUUUUGUCUGCUUCCCCCAGACGGCUUUCUUGGGGGAAUUUUCUUCUGAUCUCUUCACAAAAUGGAUUCUGUCCUUGUCACCUGGGGAAGAAAAUUCAGUCCUUCUGCUUUCUUGCUGCCACUGCCGCCCCCAUUCAAUUGGCGGGGGGCUCAGGACCCAGCAGCUGAGAUGUGUGAGCAGUUCAUAUCAAGAAAUUACCCCGCAAUCCGACCCCUCCCCGCAUGGAGGCCCCAGCAAAUAUUUUCUUAGAAAAUCCUUCAAACCUGAAGACACAGGAAAUGAACCUAGUUCCCAGUGUGGCUGCUGAGUCCCGGGGCUUAGAACCUUGGUUACAGGCCGUCCUCAUCCUCCCCGGACUCCAGAAUCUCUCUCCUCAAGAGAAAGAAAACAGGGCAUGUGCUUGUUGGCAGAGCAUGGGGCAGGCUCCAGAAACCCCAUGUGUGCACGAUUAAAAGUUGGCUGCCCCCGGAGGGCUCCCAGCACAAACUGAAAGAGACAGGGCUUUGCCGAAAACCAAACAAGGGCCAGCUGGGUUUUUUUAACAACCUACAGGCUUUCCGGAGCUGCCUGGAACGGAGCCUGCUGGAAAUGGGGCUCGCCAGCCAGACACACAGUUUCCUUCAUUGCCUGUUUUGUCCCCAGAAUCUCAAUAUGGUUUUCUUUCCUGUUCCUACCUUUCGUUGAACCAAAGAAAGAAAAGGGACAGAUUCCAAGCCUUGUGACGGGAGUAAGACCCUUAGGUGUCCUGCCCUCUCUUGUCCAGUUCUCAGCUCAGCCGCCAGGGUUGGAGGCAGACAACCGGAGGAUAGAUCAGACAGACCCUGAGUGCAUCCCUUCAUUCAAUCAAGUGAAAUGCUGGCUUCUCUCCUGGAGGAAUGGGUUUCUUGGCUUGAUGGAGUCUGG